Molecule: messenger RNA, 453 nt
Organism: Cladocopium goreaui
Lineage: Eukaryota; Dinophyceae; Suessiales; Symbiodiniaceae
Source: the annotation of a GenBank genome assembly
AUGUGCGCCUGGGCCUCUUCUCGGCUCACCACGCAGAUUGCCCAACUUCUGAUUCAGGAAGCUUUAGGAUUGCACGCUUCAAUUCAUCCAAUCGAGGGCCAGUUUGGGGCAUCGCCAUUCUACGCUUUGGCGGGCUGUGAUGAUUUUGAUGAUCCGUUCAAGAGGAAAUGCGGAGAUAAGGAAACUGUCAUCCACGUGGCAAUGGACGCAUGGAUUGGUUCCUACACGAACACCUACACCCAAUUUCAGACCGAAUACCCUCUGAUUGCUCCUAUUGAUUUAGGAUCUCAAGGCUGUGAAGGUGAAGAGUCCAUGUAUGUGUCCAACAACGUGAUUCACGAAGCUUUCGCAAGUUCUGGUUUGGUGCUGGACUUCUACAAGAGCUACAAUAGCACGACGGGACAGCCGAAGAGCUACCCGGCCUUGUGGGUCAAUGUUUCGAAGCUAAUUUAG